AUGGAAGGCAAGACCACCGGAAAGUCGCAGCGCAAGCGGCUGCAGCGACAGCUGGAAUUCUACCUGAGCGAGAGCAACCUUCGGCAGGACAAGUUCCUGCAGCAAGCGAUGGAUGAUAACGGCUUUGUACCUGCACACGUGUUCCUGUCCUUUAACAAAUUAAAGGUGCUCAAGGCUACCGAACGUAUGAUCCUGGAAGAGGCAGAAAGGUCGUCAGUGCUUCAGGUUAAUCGAACGGCUUCUUCUAUUGCACCCAAUUUUGUGCCGAAGAAGACCAACCAGGACCAUGGCACAGAUGCCCGUACGAUAUAUAUCGACACUUUCGGCGUCAUGGACGACCACGAUUCGCUACGGCGGGCCUUUGCUUCGUUUGGCAAAGUGAACCUUGUGAGCCUGCCAAGAUUUUCGCAGAGCAGAAAGUUUAAGGGUUUUGGCUUUGUAGAGUUCGCCGAUGAAGUUGCCGCCGACAAAGCUGUCGCAAACUUGUCGUAUGUGGAUCUGAGGGGCAUUCGUGUCAUGAAGAAAACGCGGUGGUUAGACAUGAAAGAACAAUUGAAAAAUUGUCUGGCACACGGUGGUGGGGCUGAAGGCAGUGCCAGUGACAGUGUCAGCUUGUCAUGCAGUUCCAAACCCAGCAGUUUUUUAAGCACGGCCGUUACGAAAACGAAGGAUAGGAAGCGGUGUUCACUAGCCUCAACGGAGCACAUCCACUUUGGUGAUGACUUUGACAAAGAGACUACUGAAAAUGAAGAGACAACGAAGAAGCAAAGGCUAUGA
This is a messenger RNA of Peronospora matthiolae, 777 nucleotides long. NCBI's taxonomy places the organism in Eukaryota, Oomycota, Peronosporomycetes, Peronosporales, Peronosporaceae. The record is from the annotation of a GenBank genome assembly.